Molecule: messenger RNA, 2829 nt
Organism: Aegilops tauschii subsp. strangulata
Lineage: Eukaryota; Viridiplantae; Streptophyta; Magnoliopsida; Poales; Poaceae
Source: RefSeq, a predicted model, not a curated record
AUGGCUCUCGCGUGCGCUGGCUCUGGCGACGCCCUGCUCGCCUCAGCGGCGCCGCCACCACUGCCGCCCUCGCCCCUGGCCUCGCCCGCGGCCGGCCCGCCGACACCCCCCUCGCCCGUUUCCCCGCCGUCGCCUCCGGCUGUCCCUCCGCGCGAGUCUUGGGCUGACCUCGCCGAGGCGGCCGAUGUUGCUGCGGGCCGCCCCAUCGCCUGCCGCAACCGCAUCCCGCCCCGUGCCCCGGUCCGGCCACCUCCAUCCGUCCCAGCCGGCGGCCCGCGACUCCCAGGGGUGGGAGUUCGGCCUCCCGCGGGACCGAUCGGCGCCACCGGCGGCCAUCGGGCGCGCUGCCGUCUCCUGGGUCGAAAAAAGGGGACGCCUUGGGGUCUCGGGCCUCUCCCCGGCGGCGUCGUGCUGGCGGCUGGGGCGUCGCCGGCCGCGCUGACCGUGGUGCAGCGCUCGCCUCCUGGCGGUCCCCCGCGCUGGCGGCGUCCGCCCCUGCUCCGGCCGGCCCGUCGCCGGCGGCGGCGCUCGCGCUCUCGGGCAUCCUUGUCCGGCGAGCUCCCUUCCGUCCGUUCAUCUCCGCCUUCGGUGCCGCUCCCUCCCAAUCUCCGGCCAGCCGGUGUGCCGUGCCCUGGCCGCGCCGCGUCCCCUUCCUGCCCCGGCGGCGACCUCCGCGGCGGCGCCUGGGGAAACCCUCGUGCCCCGGUUGGUUGCCCCGGGCAGGCCGCCUCCCUCGUCCCCUCCGGCCGCCGCGCCCCCUCGCCCCCGCCUCCGCCGCCGGCCAUGACCCGGGAGUGGGGCGAUGCCGAAUCCCGCCCGAAGCGGCGCGCGGAUGACCGUCGCGACCCUCCGCGCUCCUCCCCCGACGGCCUCCGGCGGGAGGCUGACCUCCGGAGCCAGCUCACCUCCCGCCCGGCUCGCCGAUCCCCUGCCCGCGACUCCCGUGACCCCCGCCGCUCCCCUCCCCGCCAAUCCCGCCGCUCCCCGACGCGGUAUGACCGCCGCUCCCACUCGCCUGCCCGCCGGGAUCCGCCUCGGGAGGACUCUCGGGACCGGGGCAACUCGCCUGCGCGGCGUUCCCCUGCCCGAGGCCGGUCUCCGACCCGGCGCUCGUCGGCCCGCGAUGGCCGUGGCUACCGCCGGCCCUCUCCUCCGCGUCAAGCUCCUCCCGCUUCCGAGUCCACCGCCCCUGAGAACCGGCGUUACCAGCCCCCGCGCGCCCAAGCCGCUUUUCCGCCCUCUAACGGCGGCAACGGGAACCGUGGGCGCCCGGGCGCUAAGAAGAAGAAGAAGAAGGGGCCGCCUCACCCUCCUCCUGCCGCCUCCUCCGCCGCCGUGGUGACUCCGGCCUCGGGUGCCGUCGCCACCUCCGUGGGUCCGCCGUGCUUCAACUGCGGCCUGUCAGGCCACUUCCAGGUGGCUUGUCCCAACCCACCGACCUGCUACCUCUGCAAGGAGGCCGGGAACCCCGCGGUUCUCUUUCCGGAGCGCCCGGUCACGGAGGAGAUCAUGAUGUACGGCCACGGCAUCGAGGACAUGGGCUUCUUCCACAUUGAGGUGCCGGAGCUCCCGCCUCCCUCCCCCUCGCUCCUGGCCCUUGUGACCUCCACCGCGCCCAACGCCUUCUCGGUGAUCUUCCCCGACGCCAUGAGCAUGGGCUUCUGCACCCGCAGCGACAACAUCACCUUGGCCCUCAACGGGAUUGUGGUGAACAUCUCAAAGUCGAGGUGGGAUCCCAAGGCCGUGGCGGUCCUGGACACGGCCUGGCUCCUCAUCGCCGGCCUCCCAGACGUGGCCCGGUCUGAGCGGGUCAUUCGCAGUAUGUCCAAGAUCCUGGGCAAGGUGGUGGUGGUCGACGAGCUCUCUCUGCGCAAGGAGGAGGAGGUCCGGGUCAAGGUGAAAUGCCUGGACGCCUCCAAGCUCCACACCACGCUUCGGCCUCCAGGGGAGCGGGCCCGCGGAUGCCGAUGGGUCCCACCACACCGGCGCCCCCGCCACUCCCGCUUCGACGACAACGAGGAGGACGACGACAUCUCUGAGCGCUCCCGCUCCCCGUCUCGUGAGCCCGCCAACCCCCCCUCGGGCCGCGGCGGCUCCGGGCAGGGCCGCACCCGAGUGUCCGCCGCGGACCUCGCGAUGGCCCUCCAGCUGGCCGCACCCCCAGUGGCGCCAUCUCCCCCUGCCUCGGAGUCGAUCAGUGACAUCUCGAGUGUUGGUCUGCUCGUCGUGCCCCCCUCGUCGCCCCGCUCUCCUUCCGCCGACUCCGCUCGCCGCUCCUCUCCAUCGGGCCCGGAACCACCGUCCCCCCCGGCCCCGACCUCCCCGGCCCUCACGGGUGGUGACGGUGGUACCCCACCCCUCGGAGAGCCCUCUCCGGUGCCCCCGCCCGCGGGGGAUGCGUCUGGCGACACCCUGGAGCUCGUCGCCCCGCUCCCCCCGCUGGUGGUCCCCGACGCCCACCCCACCUCCCCUGCCUCCCCGGCUUCGGCGGUGGCCGUGGUCGUCACCACUCCGGUCUCCACAAUCCCUCCCCCGACGGUGGCGUACACCAGGCGACCCCGCUCCUCCUCGACGUCGGUGACUGCGUCUCGCCGCAGCGCCCGCCUCGAUGCGGCUCGCCCGGUCGAUGCCUCGGUUCCGUCCAUCGCCGAGCGUGCUGAGAUCCGGGCGGCUGCCCGGAACCUCGAGUCAGGUGUGGAUUCCGCCCUUCCCAGUUCUUCCUGUUGUCCCUUUUCCACGCUUGAGGCUGUUCCUCUUAGACACCUUGCCAAGGUGGCCACGGACUCGGCCAUCGUUUUCAGGGGGGAAGUGGGUCCCCCCAUAGAGUAG